Molecule: messenger RNA, 3021 nt
Organism: Silurus meridionalis
Lineage: Eukaryota; Metazoa; Chordata; Actinopteri; Siluriformes; Siluridae
Gene: ccm2
Product: CCM2 scaffold protein
Exons: 10
Coding region: 402-1772 (456 amino acids)
Biological process (GO): heart development; vasculogenesis
Source: RefSeq, a predicted model, not a curated record
GAGCAUGCCCACUAGCCAUCCUGUUACUGCAAACUUUCCAGUCCGCGCAAAGCAUUCUGGGGAAAGUGUCCUACGCCCAAAAUGGCGGCACGAUUAAAAAGUUUGCUCCUGUUUUUGUUCUAGUUGGAAGUUUUUUCUUUUUGAACUUUGUCUGCUUUCGUUCUCGCACAAGUCUCCGUCCAAACGUGAAGGAAGAAGGCUGUUUACUUCUACUAUUGCCAGGAACAAGCGACAGAACUGCGGUUUUAUUUCAGUUGGUAGAGUUUCCGAGCGGUGGAGCGGUGCUCUGAUUAUCGUUACUGUAGAGAGAGAGGGAGAGGGAGACCAGUGUUUAGUGAAGCAAUUUAAACCCUGAUAGCCUCCUCUAUCCCAUUAAACAUGAAUAGCAUUUGUACCUAGAGAUGGGGGAUGAUGAGAAGAAAAUUAAAAAGCCAGGUAUCGUGUCUCCUUUCAAACGUGUGUUCCUGAAGGGGGAGAAAGGGAGAGAUAAGAAAGCUCAGGAGAAGUGCACCGAACGACGGGCUCUUCACACCUUUUCACUCUCUGUCCCUGACCACCGGAUUGACCCCGACAUCCUGCUCAAUGAUUACAUCGAGAAAGAGGUUAAGUAUCUGGGGCAGCUGACCUCAGUCCCAGGAUAUCUGAAUCCCUCCAGUCGCACUGAGGUUUUGCAGUUGAUUGACAAUGCCAGGAAGUCUCACCAGCUGGCAGGUCAGCUGACGUCGGAGCAAGAUGCCGUGGUCAGCCUGUCCGCGUACAACAUCAAGCUGGUGUGGCGUGAUGGAGAGGAGAUCAUCCUGAGAGUACCUAUUCAUGACAUCGCUGCUGUUUCCUACAUUCGAGAUGACUUCCUUCACCUGGUGAUUCUGAAAACAGCCCAAGAGCCUGGAGGUUCCCCAUGUCCGAGUACAUGUCCAGAGCUGUCGAAGUCAACUACUUUGAGCUCUUUGUCUGAGAGUGGAGCUGUGGAUGUCUGCUGCCUUCUCGUGCUGGCCGUCGAGAACAAGGCAGCAGCAGAGGAGCUCUGUCUCCUCCUCAGUCAGGUCUUCCAGAUAGUCUACACAGAAUCUACUAUCGACUUCCUAGACAGGACCAUCGACUUUCUUGAUGGAACUACAACGCCCACCCGGCAUCUCUCCCUCUACAGCGAUGACUCCUCCAGCAAGGAUGUUAAAGAGCCAUUUGAAGGAGGUCCAGGCACAUUCUUGUUUCAGGACUCAGAAGCAGCAGGACAUUCUCCAUGUUCAUCGCCAUCAUCCACACCAGCUUCACCACAGGACAAAACAGCCAGUGAAAGUGAACUAAGCACAACAGCAGCAGAACUACUGCAGGACUACAUGACCACGUUGAGAACGAAAUUGUCCUCUCAGGAGAUUCAGCAGUUUGCCACACACUUGCACGAGUACAGAAACGGUGCAUCCAUUCAUGAGUUCUGUAUCAACCUGAGACAGCUCUAUGGAGACAGCAGAAAGUUCCUUUUACUCGGUCUUAGGCCCUUCAUUCCAGAGAAGGACAGUCAGCAUUUUGAAAACUUCCUGGAAACCAUCGGCGUGAAGGACGGCCGCGGCAUCAUCACUGACAGCUUCGGCCGCUACAGGCGUACAGCCAGUUCAGCUUCUGACUCAACCACCAAUGGGAACGGGGCAGCAGGAGGAUCAGAUGAAGGAACAGUGUCCUCCGAGGGUGAUGAGUGGGACCGCAUGAUCUCAGACAUCAGCAAUGACAUUGAGGCCUUAGGGUGCAGUAUGGACCAGGACGGUGUGUCACCCUGAUGGCUGACCUUUGUCAGUGUCUCUAAGCCAACACCACUCGAUAUACUGACUGUAACAUAGUUCACUGGUUCCUACACUUUUUCAAAUGAUGCUGGAAUAUUACUAGUUUUUUUGCCACCUCAGUUUAAUCUGGCUUUUAUACAUUGUUGAGACCACAUUGCAGUCAUUCAACUGGAUGAUGGUGCUUUUCGAGACACUUGAAGUGCACACAGACCUUCUGUAGCUGUGCAUGGCACAGAUGAUUCUUUCAUGAGUGUUUAUUGGCAGUAUCUGCUAUUGUUAUUGAGACCGUAGCUUUUUUUUAGGCUGAUCUGAGACCAGCAUUUAGGUUUCUUUUAUGCACAUAUUAGGAUAAUUGCAAGAUAUGAAACCUCAUUUUAUUUUGUGAGCAUUCGCAUUUAAGAUGAAUGCACACAAAUGCAAAACAUCAGAGUCAAGUGUAAUAAUGUGACCGAUUAGACGCAAAGCGAAGUGGAAUUUAUAUUUUUAUAAAGCACAUUAAAAUAAUAUGUUAGUCUGUGGAUUCUGAGGAAAGUCAUAUGCAUGAAAAAUCAAGCAAUUAUCAGUAUCAAAUGUCAGUUUAAAAAAAGAAAACAACAUCUUCCGUCUUACUUGCUUAUAUUAGCAGUAUUUUAACCCCCGAUUCUCAACUGCUCGGUUGAUUGUGAGAUUAGUAAUUAGCGUGUUAAAAGCGAUAAGCGCCAAGGGACAUUUCUCAGAUUCAGCACGAAUUUCAGUUAGCAGUUGUGUGGAUCAGGGGUUUCAUGUAAUUUGCCAUCUAUGACAUGCAACACAGUUUUUCUUUCCCAGUUUAACUCCAAUCCAUCCAUUGUUUUUAUUUCUCUCAUUAUAUUAACUAUUUGAUGUGUUAUUUUAAUUUUUAUUGCAUAACAUGUAAACACAUUUUACUUAUUACAUUUUUACAACUAGUGCUGGUUGUAAUGACCCCAUGACUGUUUAUUUGCAAUGCAACAGGUAGAGAAUGUAGCUCUAUAUAUUUGUUGGUUUGGGCUGAUACAGGGAGUAUUUAGAUAUUGGACAAGGCCAGUUAGCUGGCUGAUGGUGUUUUGUUACACUGCAGGGCAAAUAGGUCUUGUUGUGUUGUAGCCUCGUUUUCGGAGUUUUCGGUUGCCAGACAUCGUGCCUUACAGAACAACUGCUUAUUAUAUCAUCCAUCAGGGAUGUAAGAAUCAUUCUGUAAUCUGUACAGACUGUGACCAAGGAGUUGCAUUAAAUAUUACGUUUAGUA